This is a messenger RNA of Eruca vesicaria subsp. sativa (arugula), 756 nucleotides long. NCBI's taxonomy places the organism in Eukaryota, Viridiplantae, Streptophyta, Magnoliopsida, Brassicales, Brassicaceae. The record is from the annotation of a GenBank genome assembly.
AUGGGCACCAAGAGAGUUACAAGAUCUGGAAAAGAGCAAUGUGUCUCCAACAAACCUUAUUUCAACUUUAUCGAGGAAACAUUGGUGAGUGCUAGUGGAGUUAAGACCAAGGUGUGUGCGCUCCCUCCUGGUGCCUUGAACGAAGAAUUCAAGGAAGGAUCUCAUCACUAUCAUGGAGUCGUCCUUGAGAGAUUCGGUUGUGGGGUUAACCCGCAUGCGCAUGUUCACUCCAACUCUAGCGCACCAAAUAUCCAGAAUAGAAAGAAAGGUUUCACCAGAGGUUGCAAGGUCAACUACCUUAGGAAGAGGAGCAAGAGAUUGGCACACAAGCUUAUCAAAUAUGGAAAGAAGCUUGCUCCUGUCCCCUAUUUCAACUUCAUUGAGGAAACGUUGGUGAGUGCUAGUGGAGUUAAGACCAAGGUGUGUAUGCUCUCUCCUGGUGAGAUGUACUCUGCUUUAGACGAAGAAUUCAAGGAAGGAUCUCAUCACUAUCAUGGAGUCGUCCUUGAGAGAUUCUGUAUUGGGACUAGGCAUUCCAACCCUGAAAUCCGUGGCGAUGCUGCUGUUCCUUUUUAUAUUUUGUCUUAGUCACCUUUGGGUUAUAACAACUCUUGUGUUCUGCUGUUUUACUCUUAAGAUUGUAAGGCUUUUGAUGUGUUAAAAGACUGUCUUUUAUUUAGUUUAGACUUUGGACUCGUACCUUGUGAUUUUUUUUUGGUCAGACUCUUACCUUAUGAUAUAUGUUAUCGGUGUUCA